AUGCCAAAGGGGAGGCGGGCCAACCCCAGCACGGCACGGGAUGGUGUCUGGUUCAAGCAGUGUGGAAAUCUGCAAAUAUAUCCUGAAUCUCUUACAGCUUCUAUGCAAAAACAGAUAUUAAAUGUAGAAGCUAUUCAUCAAGUCAACAACAGAUUGCCAUUGAUGUACAAAGUUCGGGAGAAGAAACCAGUAAACACAUUUCCAUUUUCAGUCCAUGACAAUAGACAUUGCUUACUGAAUGUAGGAGAAUAUUUAGAUUCUGGGCUAGGACUAAAGAAAUUUCAACAAGACAAGUAUCACAACAUAUCGCAAAAUUACUUUUUUUUGGCCCAUGAACCCAUUCCAAGCAGUACUAGUCACCAUUCCAUUUAUCAAACCUCAUUUGUUCAGUAUCCAAAUACUGAGAAGCCUUUUCUGGGUCGAUUUCCCAAAAGCCACAUAAAUAGGUCCUUUGCUUUAAAUUCUGCACCUAAGAAUGAGUGCCUAUGGUUUUCAAAAUGCCAUUUAACUCUCACUGAUAGAAGCUCUGUUUCAGAGCCUGAGCAACUUUUACUAGCUGCUGAACAAGUGACAGAAUGUAAAAAGGAUACUAAAACACAUUCAUGUGAAGAAGAUACUAUGGCACAUUCCAGUCCAGAUUUACAAUAA
Molecule: messenger RNA, 648 nt
Organism: Varanus komodoensis (Komodo dragon)
Lineage: Eukaryota; Metazoa; Chordata; Lepidosauria; Squamata; Varanidae
Gene: TEX36
Product: testis expressed 36
Exons: 4
Coding region: 1-648 (215 amino acids)
Source: RefSeq, a predicted model, not a curated record